CAAGUGUUUGUCCUGGGACAAAAAGGAAUGUCUUCUGGGCUUUUUCUGUUCUGGAAGCCCAGGCUCAAGGAAGAUUGUAAGUGUGAAGCCCAUCUGAAGGAAAGACAUUUGGAAGAAGUGAUGUGCCAGGUCCUGGGAGGAAAGACCACCGCUACCUGAAGUCCAUAUGAGCCUCUAGCAAACUCAGAGGCUUGUCUUAAGGGAAGCGGGUCCUAGAGUUUUACCGAGAGCACCACAGGUAGGAGCUGAAACUGGUACUCCUCCAACACAGACCUUCCAAGGGAGGAAGGAGGAUGGGGAGCCUGUAAAUGACCACCUCUGGGUCCCACAGAAGCAGCCAAGGUGUACUUGUGACUGGCUAAGAGGACCUUGGCUGACCCGUAAGAAUGAAGGUGCUCGACGGCUAGGCAAGCCCAGAGGGAACCCACUAUGCCUCCAUUUAUAAUCCUCUCCCAGUUCCUUUUUGCUGGUCAUAAAACCAUGCUCAUCAACCCCACCUAAAACAGAAGACAAGGACCCAGGCUUUUGGGGACUCAGGGGUGUGUGUACCUGCCUCCUGCUCGGCCCCUGAGACAGGAGAGGAGCCUCUGCAGAAAGACGCCAAGGAGGUUCCAGAAGUCUUGCUGGACAGGGAGCGCCUAGUGAGGCCAAAAGCCUUCCACCAGCAGGGCAGGAGGACACAGGGACAGGUCCACCAUGGGUCUGCCGAGGGGCCUGCUUGGAGCCCGCAACCUGCUGCUGGUCAUCCUGGUUCCUCUGCUGCUGCUGCCUCUGCCCAUCCUGCACCCCAGCAGUGAGGCCUCGUGUGCUUACGUGCUCAUCGUCACCGCCGUGUACUGGGUGUCCGAGGCCGUGCCUCUCGGAGCUGCAGCCCUGGUGCCCGCCUUCCUCUACCCGUUCUUCGGAGUCCUCCGGUCCAGCGAGGUGGCGGCCGAGUACUUCAAGAACACAACGCUGCUGCUGGUGGGCGUCAUCUGCGUGGCGGCCGCCGUGGAGAAGUGGAACCUGCACAAGCGCAUUGCUCUGCGCAUGGUCAUCAUGGCCGGGGCCAAGCCGGGCAUGCUGCUGCUCUGCUUCAUGUGCUGCACCACGCUACUGUCCAUGUGGCUGUCCAACACCUCCACCACCGCCAUGGUGAUGCCCAUCGUGGAGGCUGUGCUGCAGGAGCUGGCAGGCACUGAGGAGGAGCAGCUCGUGGCCGGGAGCGCCAGCGCCGAGGAAGCGGAGCCCAUCAGUCUGGAUGAAAACAACAGCCAGCCAUCUCUGGAACUCAUCUUUGUCAAUGAAGACACCUCCAAGGCCCACCUCACUUCACUGAUACAGAACAAGAACCUGAACGGUGUGCCCGCGAUUGCCAACCCCAUCCAAACAGCAAACCCCCAGGGCAAGAAGCAGCACUCUUCCCAGGAAAAGCCACUGGUCUCGACCUGCAACCCCAGGAACCAGGAACUCAGCAGAAAAUACAGAUCCCAGCACGACCAAAUGAUCUGCAAGUGCCUGUCCCUGAGCAUCUCCUAUGCUGCGACCAUCGGGGGCCUGACCACCAUCAUCGGCACCUCCACCAGCCUCAUCUUCCUGGAACACUUCAACAACCAGUAUCCGGCUGCGGAGGUGGUCAACUUUGGCACCUGGUUCCUCUUCAGCUUCCCCAUCUCCCUCAUCAUGCUGGUGGUCAGCUGGUUCUGGAUGCACUGGCUGUUCCUGGGCUGCAAUUUUAAAGAGACCUGCUCUCUGAGCAAGAAGAAGAAGACCAAAAGGGAAGAGCUGUCAGAGAAGAGAAUCCAAGAGGAGUAUGAGAAGCUGGGUGACAUAAGCUACCCUGAGAUGGUGACUGGGUUUUUCUUCAUCCUGAUGACGGUGCUGUGGUUCACGAGGGAACCUGGCUUUGUUCCAGGCUGGGAUUCCUUCUUUGAGAAGAAAGGCUACCGCACCGAUGCCACAGUCUCCGUCUUCCUUGGCUUCCUGCUUUUCCUGAUUCCAGCCAAGAAGCCAUGCUUCAGAAGGAAGGAUGACGGGGAGCCCAGGGAUUCCUUGCUGGGGACGGAGCCCAUCAUCACCUGGAAGGACUUCCAGAAGACCAUGCCCUGGGAGAUCGUCAUACUGGUGGGAGGGGGCUACGCCCUGGCCUCAGGCAGCAAGAGCUCUGGCCUCUCCACAUGGAUUGGGCACCAGAUGCUGUCCCUGAGCAGCCUCCCUCCAUGGGCGGUCACCCUGCUGGCAUGCAUCCUGGUGUCCAUCGUCACCGAGUUUGUGAGCAACCCGGCCACCAUUACCAUCUUCCUGCCCAUCCUGUGCAGCCUGUCGGAGACGCUCCGCAUUAACCCGCUGUACACCCUGAUUCCCGUCACCAUGUGCAUCUCCUUUGCAGUGAUGCUGCCCGUGGGCAACCCCCCCAACGCCAUCGUCUUCAGCUACGGGCACUGCCAGAUCAAAGACAUGGUGAAAGCUGGCCUGGGAGUCAAUGUCAUUGGCCUGGUGAUAGUGAUGGUGGCCAUCAACACCUGGGGAGUUAGCCUCUUCCACCUGGACACUUUUCCAGCCUGGGCUAAGGUCAGUAAUGUCACUGACCAGGCCUGACAGGAGCAGGCAGCCUUGCCCAGCCAAAGAGCUGCCAGCACCC
Messenger RNA from Loxodonta africana (African savanna elephant), 2620 nucleotides. It is a transcript of the gene SLC13A4, whose product is annotated as solute carrier family 13 member 4. The transcript is spliced from 16 exons. The record is from RefSeq and is a predicted model, not a curated record. Gene Ontology annotation, biological process: transmembrane transport. Gene Ontology annotation, cellular component: membrane. Bases 697 to 2577 code for a protein of 626 amino acids. Lineage: Eukaryota; Metazoa; Chordata; Mammalia; Proboscidea; Elephantidae. Gene Ontology annotation, molecular function: transmembrane transporter activity.